AGAAAAGUGCCUAACCAAGUAUGAUCUAAGCUCUCUAUCCGAGCCUUCCAUUCAAUCGCCUGCACUUUCUUUCACGUGGACGACGUCACCAUGGCGUCAUUCAUGAAAAUGUUCAAAAACAAAAAGGGAUCCAAUAAGGAAAACUUGCCCAAUUUGAAUCGUAGUAGCACUUUGGAUAGCUCCUCAGCCCCAACAGAUGACUUUGUUAGACGAAGAAAUGAUGCCGGUGUUUAUACUGGAGAAUCGCGAAGGUCUAAAGAAAUGCAUAUCCCUAAUCCUUACUCAGUUGUUACUGCACCUAAAACUACCAGAGGACCACGUUCUUGUCCCGGAGCUCCCAUGGAUGACCGAAGUUACCGUAAUAGCAUGAGCCAACGCGGGAAACCUUUCAAUGACAGAUACUCGACUAUGAACAGCUCUUUACGUUAUGAAAAUGUAGGCAGGAAAAGAAAUGAAAUGUAUCACCACGAGACCAUUCUUGAAUACGGAAGUGAAAGCGCAAACUCUAGUCGAGAGAGCCCUCCAGAUCGUCAAAGUAGAAAAGAAAUGGCAAGACGACAAAACCAUCGCUAUUAUAGCUCAGCUCUUACCGACUCAACGGACGAUGAUGAUGGAGCUAAUAUGCAGAUCCUACAACUGGAAGCAAAACUUAAAAGAGCGAAAGAGCUCAUACGGUCAACAAGGAGAGAUAUGACGGAGCGAAUUGAGGAAUUGCAGGAUGAAAUUGAUCGUAAAAGUCGAGACUACGACACUCUCAAGUGGCACUAUAAACAGGCUCGAAAAGCUAUAGAAGAUGAGCGCAAAAUCAAUGCUAGACAAAGUAAAAAACUUCAACAAGCACUGGAAGAAGUGUCACGAUUGAAAGCUAUGCUUACGGAACACUCGGACGAUAAUUCGUUCCUGAUUCCUUAUUGUGGUGGUUUGCCACCAAUGGGCUAUGAUAGCGGUGCUGGUGAAGCGUUAUGUUCUCUGGCUGAAGCACAAGGUGAAGGUGUUGGUGAUCGCUUAUGCUCCCUUGGCGAUGUGAAUGGUGACAAUGUGAGCGAGGGACUAUCGUCGCAAACCGAGCACACUACAACACGUGAAAGUACAGCUGAACCCAAUAACAAAAUGGAUAAUCCGGAUGAUAUGCAAGACGAGGUUCGAGUGUUUCGUACGGCUGAGUGCGACACACCGCCUCCAGAAAGACCAAGAGCCGCCGGUAGUCCGGUUGAGCCGCUAUCUUCUUACAUCCCACUGCCUGAGUUUACCCUGAGCAAUGGCGUCAUUCCUCAACGAUCCCUUUCUGACACCGAUAUUCGUGCUCUAGUCCUUCAAGAAGAACAAAAAGAAGAAGUGAGAAAAGAGCAGCAACAUUUGGUUGAGAAUCUGAAAUCGCGUUCAAGCAGCAUCCGCAAAGAUUACGAUUAUUACGUUAAGGGCUAUAAUGAGAAGAUGGACGAAGAAGGCUCAGUAAGUUCAUCUGAUGAUGAGACUUACCGCAUUAUUGAAAGACAACUGAAGAAGCGAGGUGAAGUAGUACGAUUUCAACCACCAAGAGUGACCGUACAGCCGAGGCACUACAAAAGAUUCGGAAAAAUGGAGCGUUGCGCUUUAGCAGAGUUCGACUAUCUCCAGGAUAUAUCCACCGACGUCAGUGCACUCCAGUCCAGCCCAGAGGCUCAUCAUAGUAUAGCCAUUUGA
Cylicocyclus nassatus is the source of this 1683-nucleotide messenger RNA. Lineage: Eukaryota; Metazoa; Nematoda; Chromadorea; Rhabditida; Strongylidae. The record is from the annotation of a GenBank genome assembly.